GUUGUGGCUGAGGGUCCUGCGCGAAAGACGCCUCGCGCGCCAUCUUAGCUGAGGGCGAGAAUGAAAAGUGUUUGACCCACGGCGGGGCGACGCUCCGACCUCGGGCCUUUGUGGUGGCGCGGGAAGGAAAGGGUCACUUUACAGGACACGCGCGACAUGGGAGCGGGCCUGGGCGGGACUCGAGAUCUUCCUGAGGCGGGUCGUCACUUGCGUGGGGGUGCGAGCAAGGAGCGGUGCGGAGAUGUGCCGGUUGCAGCUCCGGUUGCCACACCUGCCUCUGCGCUGACCAUCUUCUGCCACUGAGCUGGGAUACGGGAGCAGACACGGCCGGAAGAUGUUGCAUUUCUUCCGUAAAAAAAAACUCAGCGAUGAAGCCCGCAAGCGUCUUGAAUACCAAAUGUGCCUGGCAAAGGAAGCAGGAGCUGACGAUAUCCUCGAUAUAUCCAAAUGUGAACUCUCCGAGCUGCCCUACGGAGCCUUUACAACCUGUAAGAUUCUGCAGAAAAAGGUGCUGAUUGUGCACACCAAUUGCUUGAGCUCUCUGAUCCCCAAAUCCUGCAGCAUCCUGAGUCUCAUCACUGUGAAGGUUUUAGACCUCCACGACAACCAGCUGACCUCGCUUCCUGCCGAUAUUGGUCAGUUGGCCUCUCUCCAGGUCUUAAAUGCAGAGAGGAAUCACUUGAACAACCUUCCGGAUUCCAUCGGAGACCUUGUCCAGCUGCAGACCCUCAAUGUCAAAGCCAACAAGCUGAAAAAGCUGCCGACCACGCUGGGUGGCCUGCGUAGCCUUCGGACCUUAGACGUGAGCGAGAACCUGGUUCGGGAGCUGCCCUUGGUGCUGGCUCACGUCCGGACGCUGGAGACGCUGACCCUCGAUGCCUCCUCCAUGACCUACCCGCCAGAUGCCAUCUGCAGCACCGGCACGGAAGGCAUCCAGCAGUUUCUGUGUGAAGAAUUAGGAAUCGAGUACAACCCUCCCUCUCAGUAUUUGCUGCCCGUGUUAGAAAGCGACCCAGGGGAGACGGCUGUGGAUGGGGUCAGCCGGACGGAGCGCCGAUUCGCAGAGAGCGAAGCCGAGUGGCAGAACAAAUUCCUGGACUAUGAGAAGAAAAAGGAGCAGAAGAUGCAGGAGAAGCUGGAGUUUGAGCGCUGGCUGGACCUGGGGCAGAGGGAGCAGGCGCAGCUGAUGCACCAGAGCCAGGCGCAGAAAGGGGAGAUCCUGCAGAGCAUGAAGGAGGAGCAGGUGAGGCUGGAGCAGGGCCUGACGCGGCACCAGCAGCGCCUGGGGAAAGAGCGCCUGCAGCUGCUGGAGCAGCUGAAGCAGAUGGAAGAGGGCGUCGGCGGCCGGAUCCAGAAGCUGCUCGAGGAGAAUCAGAGGCAAAAGCAGAGCUCCGAGAUCCUUAAAUCCCUGGAGAAUGAUCGGAUCCGGAUGGAGCAGCUGAUGGCCAUCACGCAGGAAGAGGCGGAGCAGCUGCGCCAGAGGGAAGUCGCCGCGGCUAUGCAGCAGAUGCUGGCGGAAACCUACAAGAACAAGAUCAUCCAACUCGCUUAUGAAUCGCGCCGGCAAGAUCUCGUCAACCAGACCUAUUCCAGCCUCGCCAAGAUGGACCAGAAAUGCCAGCGGAUCCUGGCCUGGCAGCAGAUGGACCAGAACAAAGCCAUCAGCCAGAUCCUGCAAGAGAGCGAAAUGCAGAAAGCGGCCUUUGAAGCCCUGCAGGUGAAGAGAGACCUGAUGCACUGCCAGAUCCGGAAUCAGAUUAAGCUAAUAGAGAAAGAGUUACUGCAGCUGACACAGCUGGAGUUAAAGAGGCAGCAGCUGGACACAGAGGCGCUGCAGGAGGCGAUCGCGGACCAGCGGCGGGCUCUCACCUACCUGCUGCAGCAGCUGCUGAAAGAGAAGAAGCAACGGGAAGAAGAGCUCCAGGAGAUCCUGCGCGAGCUGGAGGCCAAGAGUGAGACCAAGCAGGAGAACUACUGGCUGAUCCAGUACCAGCGCCUCCUGGACCAGAAGCCCCUCUCGCUCCAGCUGCAGGAGGAGGGUCUGGAGCGGCAGCUGGUGAAGCUGUUGACUGACCUCUCGGCCGAGCAAUACGUGCCCAUCUUUGCUCACCACCGGAUCUCUCUGGAAAUGCUCUGCUCCAUGGACCCCAGUGACCUGGCAAAGAUCGGAAUUGCCGAAAGGGGCCUCCAGCAGUCCAUCAUCCGGAGGGCCCGGGAGAUACACGCCGUGGCUGUCACCAUACCAGAGCUCCUCAAGCCGGCGGACGAGGGAGGCCCGGCCCCUUCAGCGCCCAGGGAAGAGCCUCCCAGCAGCGCCGGAUCCCCAUCUGCCCCUACGCUGGAGGAGCGGCACUGCGAGUGUGUGGUGUGCAUGGAAAAUGAGGCUCAAGUGGUCUUCCUGACCUGCGGCCACGUCUGCUGCUGCCAGACCUGCUCGGAGGCCCUGCGCAGCUGCCCGCUCUGCCGCAAGGAGAUCACCCAGCGCAUCCGCCUCUUCCACAGCGGCUAGCCCCGGGGGGUGACGGCGGCGGCCCGGGGGAGGCCUGCAACUUGCACUACCUCCUUGCACUUCGUACCUUGCCCGCGUCUUGUCGUCGUCGUCGUCCUUGUUGUGCGCGCACGGAAGCAUGGCCGCCAACCCCUGCCCUCGUGUCCUCGGCAAGCAGCCCCAGCUCGCCGGCCGUCCCGGUCGCCGCUGUUCACGCCAAGAUGGAGGCGCAUGCCAGCUCUGGGUGGAGAGCCUUUGCAGAGGUGCGUUGGCAUGGAGAAGAGUCUUGCCUUUCCUUCAAGCAAGCGUGCCAAAGCCGUGGGAGCCAGCCAGAGAGUUUCCGUAGCUUGCAGUCUGAAGUCCCCCGGGGCCAACCUGGCCGCUUUCUGGCUUGGGGGCAGGCGUAGCUGCCUGUGCCCCACCUUGAAAUGGGACCCGAGCAACGAAUUGAUCCCGUGGCCCAAGCAGGGCCCGGGCAGGCGUCUGCCCUUUGUACCAAGAACUGGCAGGAAAGCCGGGAAACCAACCUUUCCCCCUCCCCACACUGGAGGCGGCAAGGGGGCAGCCCUCCCGGGUUGAGCAGAGAGGCUGCCGUCCCUGCCCUCCUCUGGCCCUGGGUGGGUCAGGCCAGCCAGCGCUCUGGUUGGGCGGAGACUGCCCCGCCAGCUGCUGGUCCCUUGUUUCCCUGCUCUCAGCUGUUGGUUAAUGGCCCCUCUCCGUUAAUCAUCGGUCAGUCCCUGGCCUUUGGCUGCCAAGUGGGUGCCUCCCCCAGAUGAAGCCAGUGGGCACCUGUCAGGGCCGGCUGCUUCCCCGCCAGGAGCAAGAAGCAACUGGGCAACCCGGGAGGCCACCGGGACGUCUCCGCUCCCGUCUCCCCCGCAGCUUGGCCUGGCCUCCCAGGGAGGGAGCAAGCGCAGGGAUGCUGAGAAGGGCAGGGCCCAAGGACAUCGAGGCCAGAGCAAGGCCAAGGGCCCCCAAAGGGCGAUGGCGUCCUGGUCUGGCAGCUGGGGGCCCCUGCCCUCUGAUGGCUGGAGAGCAGGGAUGAGAGCAGCAAGGUCUGGGGUGCAGAGCCCCUCAGAAACCAGGGAGAAAGCAGACAUCACCCCCCUGGCCAGUGCUGUCUGCAGCGGAGAAAACCCCGCUUUGAGGCAGGCUUCCCUAGAGAGGCUUUUUGGGCCAGUCUCUGUCUCUUCACUGGGUUCCAGCUCUUCUGUUUUGCUCCCCUCCACAAAGGACGGUGCAGCCACGCUGCAUUCCUUGGGCAUCUGCUGAGGUGCCGGUUGCAUCAUGCAUGGUGCCCCCAGCCAAAGAUUAGCUAACACGUUGCUCUCUGUCUCCCCAGCCACUGGGGAGAAGUUUCGGGAUCCCCUUUCCCCUCAACAGAGCCGGCGUGACGCCUCUGUUUGAGUCUACCCCGCCCGUGUGGUUCCCAUGCCUUUGCCGAUUCUUACCUUGCUCUCUCCCCCAGCAGCUCCAAACCCUGCCUCCUAGUGACUUUGUGCUCUCCUCCAGCUCACAUCGUACAUCCCCGAUUUUAAUCGAGCUUUUUGAACCCCCCAAACAAUUCUGGGAGUCGUAGUUCUCCCAAGGGCGCUGGGAAUACUCUGAGGUGCUUUACAGAGAACUACACCUCCCAAACUUCCAUGCAGGGAAGCCAUACCUGUUGAACCAGAUACAGGCCCUUCACUCUCGCUGCACCCUCGGCAGGAAGUGUUGAGCACCUCUGCCUCCCAAAGGCGCUGCCAAAGGGAGGAUGAACAAAGCUGCACAGCCACGUUCGGACAGCCACAACAGGUUAGCCGGGGCCGUUUGCCGCCAUGUGUCUUGCAUGAAUCUCUGUGUCCCAGUCUUGGCCCAUUUUAAGUGCAAUUGUCUCAUGUAUCCAGGAGAGAAAUAAAGAGUUGGAAACUCA
Hemicordylus capensis (graceful crag lizard) is the source of this 4400-nucleotide messenger RNA. It is a transcript of the gene LRSAM1, whose product is annotated as leucine rich repeat and sterile alpha motif containing 1. Bases 335 to 2509 code for a protein of 724 amino acids. The record is from RefSeq and is a predicted model, not a curated record. Gene Ontology annotation, molecular function: protein binding. The transcript is spliced from 25 exons. Lineage: Eukaryota; Metazoa; Chordata; Lepidosauria; Squamata; Cordylidae.